Messenger RNA from Sphaeramia orbicularis (orbiculate cardinalfish), 1922 nucleotides. RefSeq names its product deleted in malignant brain tumors 1 protein-like. The transcript is spliced from 7 exons. Bases 1 to 1422 code for a protein of 473 amino acids. Lineage: Eukaryota; Metazoa; Chordata; Actinopteri; Kurtiformes; Apogonidae. Gene Ontology annotation, biological process: immune response-regulating signaling pathway. Gene Ontology annotation, cellular component: membrane. The record is from RefSeq and is a predicted model, not a curated record.
AUGGACUGUGGGACAGCGGUGAGUGCCCCACACUCCGCCCUCUUUGGUCAAGGUUCUGAACCAACCUGGCUCGAUGAUGUGGCCUGUUCAGGAAGUGAGAGUUCUUUAACUGCAUGUCAACACCCAGGAUUUGGAACAGAAAACUGUGGACACGGUGAGGACGCUGGUGUCAUAUGUUCAGUGAGUCUCCCCAAACCCGGCAUCUCUGUGAAUCCUGCCAGAGAGGUCACCUGGGGUCAAAGCCUCAGCAUCACUUGUUCAACUUCAGGGGAGUUUUUGGACGGAGCCUUCAGUCUGAUGGCGUCCUCGGGCUCACGUCGAAACCCUCAGACAUCGACUUCCAACUCGGCUACUUUCGACUUCCCUACGGUGACCUUUGACACUGACGGAUCGUACCGGUGUCAGUAUGAGAAGACCAUUUCAAGUCAAACAUUCAGGUCUCCCUUAAGUAACCCCAUCACACUUCAUGUUACUGUGGAUCUGCAGCAGCCCACCAUCUCUGUGUCGUCUCCUGACGGAGGCCUGCUGUGGGUUCCUGAAGGUGCACAGGUCACCAGAGGUCACAGCUUGGUCAUCACCUGUUCUGUCCACACCGUCUACCCUGGAGGACGCUUCAUUCUCAUCUUCUCAGACUCCAACGUCACCACCUCCGAGGCUGCGGUCAACAACUCCGCCUCCUUUGACUUUCCUGUAGUAGAGUGUGAACACCAGGGAAACUACAGCUGUGUGUACGAAGUGACGGGUUCCACACGCACAUUCACAUCUGCACCAACAGCAGCGCUUUAUGUCAGCAUCACAUUGGAUCUGCAGCAGCCCACCAUCUCUGUGUCGUCUCCUGACGGAGGCCUGCUGUGGGUUCCUGAAGGUGCACAGGUCACCAGAGGUCACAGCUUGGUCAUCACCUGUUCUGUCCACACUGUCUACCCUGGAGGACGCUUCAUUGUCAUCUUCUCAGACUCCAACGUCACCACCUCCGAGGCUGCGGUCAACAACUCCGCCUCCUUUGACUUUCCUGUAGUAGAGUACGAACACCAGGGAAACUACAGCUGUGUGUACGAAGUGACGGGUUCCACACGCACAUUCACAUCUGCACCAACAGCAGCGCUUUAUGUCAGCAUCACAUUUCCUUCGUCGCUGCUGGUCCUUCCACUCGUUGCUGGGGGUUUACUGCUGUUCCUGCUGGUCUUCGUGGUGAUCUUUGUGAUCCGAAGGAGACGAUCCCAUUCCGGACCCACCGGAGCCCACCUUCAAACUCAGAUGUUUUACCGAGUAGGAAACACCUACAGUGAUAAGGAGGACGACGGGGAAGAGGACUCCAUCAGUGUUGAUGCAGUUUAUACCAACAAGAAGCUAAAGGAGUCCGCAGGAAACACAGAAGAAGAGAGGGAGUGUGAGGAUGAGGAUGACGUGACGAACACAUGACCCACAUUGACUUUUAGAGCAGAGCCACCACAGCCCAAACAUCUGGAAGAGAUGCAGUUCCUCUGGGGUAGACCCUGAUCCAGGUGGGUCUGACCUGAGGACCAGGGGAGGUCCACAAAGGAGCACAGGAGUUCCUCUGGUGGGAUCUGCAUUUCAUUUUAUGAAGCAGGAGAACAUCUGAGCUGUAUGUGCUUUGCUGGCUUGUUUGUAGUAUUUUGCAGUAUAUAUGAAAGCUAAGUGGACAGAGCGGUGCUUCUCAUGAGCCCUUAAACAUCGGCUCUAAAUGUUAGCUAGCUAAUGCUUUGAACAUAUGCAAACCUGACAUGAAGCUAACGUUUCCAUGUACAUGUAUGUAAGCUAACGGUGUGAGUGUCAGGUGUUAAUGGAUGCUGUCUGCCAGUCCUUCUGCUAGAACACACUGGAGCUGCAUGGGCCUGAACACAGUUCUACUGUGUUAACAUUCCUUCUGUAUCACAUAGCAACUGAUGCAAGAUGAAAAA